Cladocopium goreaui is the source of this 8574-nucleotide messenger RNA. Lineage: Eukaryota; Dinophyceae; Suessiales; Symbiodiniaceae. The record is from the annotation of a GenBank genome assembly.
AUGGAACGCGUGCAAGCGGUUCGAGAACGCCUGUGCACUCCCAGAGGAUCUCCGUCGCCGCGAAGGCCACUGACCGCUGAGGUGUUGAAAGGUGACAAAGGUGAGAACGGCAACUUGCAGGGCGACUUGCAGCGACUCUUGAAAACACCACGAGUUUUUCACCGAUGCCAAGGGAUCAGCCACAUCAAGAGGAAUGAGCUGCGAGCAAACUUACUGCCGUGUAUUCUACAAACUCCAAGCUCCGACAGGGAGGAGACAGACGUCGAGCGAUCUGAGAAAUUUAAGAAGCGAUUGGACUAUCAGAAUAUCAUUGGCACACGGAGCGAGAGUGAAAGCGAAGUGAAUGAAAUCGCAUUUUUGGAAAAAACUAUUGACUUUCCAGAGGAAUGGGAUCCUGCUUGGCAGGCUGUCAAUUCUUGCGACUCUCUGAAAGAUUUGGUUCACGAAAGAUGUAGCAGAUUUCGUCGACCGAUUGAAGGAAUGGUGAACACCAGCAGUGACUUGCCGUUCCUGCACAAGGAUCAAGCUGUGGACCUGCAGGAGCUUGCCAAUGUCUUCACCAUUGAAAUCCAAAAUAAUCCGGGGCGGAACCAAGGCUCCAAAGGAACCAAAGCCGCCUUCGCAAGUCUUCGGAUUGCUUCUCGAGUUCCUCUCCUGGUGAAGGAUCCAGCCACUGAAGCAACCAUGGAAACGCAGAGCUUGCUCAACGAUGUCCACACGUUGCGCUUGGAUAUGAAUCCACAGGAAGUGCGGCAUAUUGCAUGUAACUUGAAGAGUCGGCAUUUCAAAGGUUCCGAAUUGGAAGAACGCCUUGCUGCCGUUGUGCAUCCAGAGCGUGGCGCAUUGGCCAAGAUGGUCAGGGCCCUGGAGCAGAAGGAAACCGAGGCCCAGGGCCUUCAAGCCGUGCUCAACAAUCUCCUGCGAGAGGUGUCAAAGCCACUGCCCUGGUUGGACGUUUCAAUGGAAUCGAGUGAAAGGCUUCAAGCAAUGCUGACCGAACCUCGCCGAAGUCUGGAGCGGCUUCUGUCAGUUUCAGAUCGCUUGGCACUGCUGGCUCAGCCUUUAGUGGCGUCAGUGGCACAUGCCAUUGAUCAGAUGGCCUUGAUCUGCGUCCGUGAGGUUGACCGCCUCGCUAGCUCCUGCAAUGCAGAAAUAGAGAAGCUCUUGCAGGCAUUCAACACCAGUGAGAAGGCACGGCGGGAAGCAGAAGAACGCAUUGAAAAGAUGGGUGGUCGAACCGUUGGCAACGAUUUCCAGAGCCGGCUAAAAAACAUGGAGAACGAGCUUCAUCAGCACGCGCGGACUCAUGCAAAGCUCAUUGAAGAAAAAAAUGAACUGGAGGCCCUAUUGCAAGAAGACUCUCAUGCAGCAGCUGCUUUGAGGGUUAAAGUGAAAGAGUUGGAGCAGGAGGUGAAAUAUUUGCGACAAAGGGGCCCUCAAGCCUGGAAGAGUGACUCACCCAGUCACGCGCAACCGCCGAGUCCGUCAAGAGCUGGAGCUGCAAGUGUCAAGCUUGAGGAAGAUCCUGGCUUGGAAGCCGACGAAGACGAGGGCGAACCAGCAUCUUCUUCCUCUAUGAAGAAGAUCCAUCCGCCACCUGCCUUCACGGUUGCGAACUCCAUGCAGACGGAGACAGAGUUCUACUUCUCCAGAGGCGAAGAAGCCAAGAACUUCAAACCACCAGAGUUGAGCUUUCAGCAAUAUACAGACAUUCUGGAGACCAUCAACAGGUUGUUCGUGAUGCUGGCCUCAUACCAGUGGAAUGACAAGACCGCCACCUUUCUUGUCAGGAGUGUAGAUGACAUGACUUCUGAUGAGGAGGAUGAGGAAGAAGCUUUUGCCCGAAGGCCGUCACUCUGUGGGAAACAGACCACGUUGAAGGGCAGCAGUCAGCGAGAAGUGGGGAUUCGCCGACUGAAGGGAAAAGUGGAAGCAGCUCAGCAACAGGCAGCUGCUUCCCAGCUUAAAGAGCAAGUUGCGAUUUUGCAGCUCCUGGCCAAAAGCAGUUUCGACGCAUGGCUGAACAAGAUACUGAAGGACUUGGGCUCGAGUGGGUUGCAAGCUGGGCUGCCAGGUCCAGACAAGCUCUUCUCUGCAGUCAUGGAAGCGGCACAAACUGGAGGACUGCAUCGGCGUGUUCGCGAGUUGGAGGACAAGCUGAAGCGCUUGAUUCCAAUAUCGGAUCGUUUACGACAGAAGGAAGGUGGCGACUCGAGCUUCUGGAAGAGGGUGAUGCGAUCUGUGCGGCACAGCAUGACGGCCCGACGCGGAUCAUCUGCAAUGAAAGCAGAUACUGUGCAGAGAGCGACAUCUGGAUUAAAGAACAAUCUGGGAAACUUGGACAGGCUUCACAGUGAGCUCGUGCUCAUUUGGCAAGCGCUUCCCCCCAAGCCUCCGAAAAUGGCUGCAGGAACCCUUCUUCUUCGACCGAUGGCUCCACAGGUGUUGCAGGAAGCUGUACGCAACUUCUACCUGAAAUCAUGUGGCCGACACAGACAGGUGGAACAAGCAGUGUGCAACCUGUGUCGAAUGGUCCUACAAUUCGGGAACAAUCCCAAAGUGCUGCUUUUUGCUAUUAUGUGUGACAUUGUCACGUUUGGGGAGUUGGAGGGCAAAAUGCCCAAGGUUGUCAAUGAUGUGAAGUGUUACCUGGAAAGCCCAAAGCUGGACUAUGUAUCGAACCUGCCGUUUGAUGCUGUUCACACCAUGAGCGAGUUUAUGACUGCCAUCAAGAACGUGAAACGCUCGAAGCAAUUUGCAGGAGGUAAUGAUGGAAGCUUGGAGCGAAUUCCACGGCAAGCUUCGGAACACAGAGGGAAAGCUGCAGAGAUAGAGGAUUCUCUUCUUCCUGUUCCGCUACUCUUCAUAGCUGCCAACGUAAUCUGCAGCCGCAGCAAGUUAACGGCGCAGUACUUCAACCUGAUGAUGCUUAGUUACGCUCGGCAGCCCAUCCUCGUGUCGCCGGUAAAAAGCCAGGAAUUGGACAAGCUCCUCGCUGUACCACGGAAUUCCGGAUCCACGGAGCGGAAGAGCGACUCAGAGGCUGCUGUUGCCUCUCCCACUCCAGAUAUACAGCGCUCCGUGUCGAGGAAAUCAUACGACUCCUUGUCCAGCAAGAGCUUCUCCUCAGGAAUCGGGGACGAAGAAGCAACAGUCUCCGCAGAGGCCUUGAUUGUGUCUCAUUUGAUUGCUGCUGAUCGUCUACGUCGACAUCCAGACAUGUGGGAGGAGACGAACUCCUUUGUUGACAGUCUAUGGGAAGCAAUCAUGAAGACGACUCGGAAGAAGUCACGGCUCAGCACUUUCUCAAUUCAGCUGGAUCAAUGGGAGAUUGCAGAAUCAAACAUGGCUGCCCAGGUGACAACUGAGCGUUUUCGACUACAGGUGCCGGAGGCCCUUGUGGAAGCAGCGCUAUUGGCAAUGCAGCCUGAACUUGAUUUGGAGGCUCCUGAGGGCAAGGUCACCAAAGAGGCUGUGAGCAAUUUGAUGCACUUGUGGCAACAAUGUGGUGGCGCUGCAAGCAUGUGCGUGAUGGAGAGUCAUGCCUUGUGGGCGGCUCUUUGGGCCAUGGCCCUGGAGCGUGCGUACGAGGUAAAACUUAUGGGCAAAUUCUUCACCAUCUUUGAUGACUCUGGAGACGAUUGCCUCCAGUACGACGAGUUUGUGAAUUUCAUGACUCACAUUGCGCCUGCGGUUCCUGAGGCAGACUGCGCGUCACUGUUCAUGGCAGCGGCUGAUGACACCUCCGCAGAUAUGACGCAGGAGGUGUUCCUCAAUCUGGUUCAGCGUGUGGGCGUGUCUUCUGAUCUGGAUGGACUGGAGAGCCUGGUAAAGUCUCACGAGGACAAGGCACGACAACGUGCUGGGUGCAUUUGGGUGUAUCUUGAGCGCAGCGUUACAAGCCAACGCUUUGGCCAUGAGUUGAACAGUGUCUUGUACAUAAGUGUGUUACAUGCCAUGCGCCGCACAAGCCUGCGCAACGAACGCAAGCAUGUGAGGGUCAGUGAUACUGACAACGUCAAUGCAUAUUUUUCGAGUGUGGUGGAUCUUUUGGUCGGCGGCAUUUUGAUAAUGAUUGCCAAAUCCCUCAUCUCAGCAGAGCACAUUGGCUACGACGCCGUUGUCCCUGGACGUCUACUUCACGUCCGUUUGCAUUAUGUGAGACAUGCCAUUGAUUUGAUAGCAGUCUACCAACAUGCUGAAGCAGUUAUUCGACAUUGCAACCUGAUUCGAACCUUAGUGGCUUUGCAGCGCAGAACUGUUGCUCGACAACGGACCACCAAACCUGAAUAUGCUUUUUGUGGAGGUCUCCAAUUGCUUCUGGAUCUCAGACAAGCGUUUGACACACUGCUGCAAGAGCACAUUGACCCCGGCUGGCUGCAAGAGGCACUGACAAUGUAUGCAGACGACCUGCAUUUUGGGACCACGUUUUACAACAAAACAGAGUUUCAAACGGCCUUGACUCGACUGGGCAGAAUCUUGGAUGUAUUGGAAUCCAUGCAACUUCAGCUGUCUUACGACAAGACCUUUGCCAUAUUAGCCACAGCGGGUUCAAAUGCGACUAGAGGACUUAAAGGAGCAGUCGAGCGUCGAAAGGCUGGCAUGGUCAUCUUGCUUCCACGUGCGGGACAACAACCCAGCGCAAUACCGUUGAGAGCAUCUGGAAAAUACCUGGGCAUUGUCGUUUCAUAUGGCACAUAUGAACAGUUGACAUGGAGGCAUCGCAUGAAAGCUGCCAGAAUUGCGUUUGCUCGAUUGAGAUGCUGGUUCAAGAGCAAACAAUUUUUUGCACAACAUAGAGUACAUCUCUGGAUGGUUUGCGUGCACUCAAUCAUGACCUACGGUCUCCAUGCCACCAACGCGACAGUGAAGGUACUCCAUGAAUAUCAACAGCUGGUCUACCAAAUGAUGCGACAGGUCUUACAUGACCACGCCUAUAUUUCCAGGAACACACAUCAGCAGGUUUUUGACCAUUUUGGCAUUGCGUCUCCACUUGCCCUAUUGGCCAGCCAUGUUUCCAAUUUAUGGCGACGGCUACAAAGGCGGGCCCUGACACUGCCAUCCACAGAUUUUCUGCACAAUGUGGAUUGGUCGCACUUGCCGGGAUUGAUUCGACUUAUUCAGUGCGUUGCGGACACAUCCAUUGAGGCUCCAAUUGCUUCUAACGCGGCAGCACCAGUCAUGACAAGUCCAGCCGAUGUGGCGCCUGGAGCUCAUACGCAGGAUGGACACAGACCCAUGUCCUCCAUGGACAGGCCUUGGGAUCGACAUGUCAGCACAGAGACACAUCCCUUAGGGAACAGGAUGCCUGCACCCAUUGCUGCAGAAGCCCAAAUUUUUUGGCCAUUGUUGCGUGAAGUGGUGCAAACCUCAGCAUACCAUCGACUGCAAGAAGACCCACAGAUUGGUAGCUUUCUGGCCCACAAUUGUGUUAUUUGCGGCACAUGGUGCAAUCGGUGCCAGGAAUUACACAGUCAUUUCCGGCUGAAUCAUCCUCACCAGAUGCCAGGCGUUUUAGCUAGAGGUGCCCAAAUCACCCAUCAGAUAGCUUCCCCAACACCGUGUGUGCUCUGCCAGAAGCCUUACAAGAGAAAUCACAGCUGUCCAGUGGCCACCCAAGUGGCUUGCUUGCAAUUGCAUGGGCAGGAUUCCAAUGCCAAUCCUGAUGCCCUGAGGACCUGCAUCAUAUGUGAUCUCCUCUUGCCGGACAUGGCGCAAUUGCAUCAACACCUUGGUCGAUGCCACGAUCUCCAAAUCCCAGACUGGUGCCCAGCCAGAGACUCCUUAGAGGGGUCCAGUGCAUGUGCGCACUGUGGCGCUACAUUCGAGACACAAAGUGGCUUGCGCCGUCACAUAUUGGACGGUCGCUGCGAGCGGUUCAACCCAGCGGCAUCACCGCAGCCACUGGAUGCGGCCACAAAGUGGACUGAGGUCUUGCAGCAAGGAGAGCUGACCAGGAGCACUCUGACUCCAGCCCAGCGCCAAGACUUGACGCUAGUAUGUCAGCUGUGUGGGCAGCGCUAUGGACGCCAAAAUGAUCUUGGCGCACAUCUCCAACAUGCACACAGUCAGCUCUGGCAGGCAUCACAGGAAACACUCCGAUUCCUGAUCCAAGCGGUUCAAGCCCAACAUGGAUGUCAAUGCAACCCCAGUUGCCAUGAACAGGGUCGUACACAUGUGUGCACGUUGCUGCGUCAAUUUGCCAUGAUCUUCAUGCUCAGUCAACAUGAAACAUUGGUUCCGACGCAGUUCCUCCCUGACAGGUUGCAGGUGUGGCUACAACACAUUGAAUUUUUGCCCAUGUACAGGACGAUCCAUGACACGCUGUACACCAGACAAUUUGAAGAUUUGUGGCAGCAACCGGGCCUGGCAGGUUUUCUCAGCACUUGGUGUGUUCAAUGUGGCCUCCAACACCAUCCAGCUGCACUCGUGGUACAUCACUGGCAACAACAUCGGGACAACAGUCAGUGGGCGGCCCAGAUCAAGUACCAGAUUGUUACCAGCAUGUUGGGUUUGCAAGAUCAAGACACCACAUGCAAUUUUUGUGGUCAACCAGUCAACUUGCCGACAGAUCCUGCCAAUGCACUGCAACCUGAACGAUUUAUUGCCCUGCAGAUUCAUUUUGCCUCAAAUUGCCCCGUUGUGCAUCAAGCUGCGCAACUUCUGCUUCCACUCGAUGGACGAGACGAUGCCAGACCUGGAUCAGAACGACAUGGAGCUUUUGGCCUCCUUCCGGGAGCUGGGCCCUCUUCUGCAAGCGGCCAGCCGCUACCAAAGAGACCUAGAAGAGGAACCCCAUUCCAAGCGCCCCAAACAAGAAGUGGGACACGAGGAAGCCAAACCAGUGGCCGUCCAGCCCCAGGUUCAGGGCGCCAUGAUGGGCAUGAUGAAAGUGAUGGCCAGGUUACUGCUCCAACACGAACGGAGCAUACAACUGCUUCACAGACAGGACUCCUUCGUUUUUUAUGCCCAAGUCAGUCCACAAGGCGCAGUCCCUCUGCUGACACAGGCGGCCGUGGAAUGGAAGGACUUGCACCAGAAGAACCCCGGCAGUCUGAAGGUACCUACCCUCAGAACACACCUUAUGAAGACAAUGACGAAAGAGAUCCACCGCAGGGUGCAACAGAUGAGCAACAGCAGCAAGGGCACAGAACUAUGGGACAGAGCAGUAGAACGAGGAGUACUUCUCCCAGACGGGUCAUGGCCGUACCAACGCUGGAGUCACACAGAUCAACGCCUGAUCCCAGCGGCCAGACCGCCCCUGCCGAUGGCUCGACUCCUGAAGCAGCUUCAGCACAUGGAAGAGUUGCUGGAGGAUUCCACCCACGUGAUCCGAUUCCAGUCCUUGAAGGCUCAGCCUACAGUCAUUCCCUGGUACCUCCAGAUAUGCCUGCGGACGGACGAGAUCUGGUUGAUCCUGACCGAGCUCCAACAGCUGGCGAUGUGGAGCCUCCUGGGCCUGACAUUGAAGGCACAUCAGCAGGGGCAAUGCAAGCAGGCCCAGCUCUUGCAGCAAUGCCUCCAACAGAAUCCCAGCAAUGCCAAAGGCAAGGGGAAGGGGAAAGCCCCGGGCAAGCACAAGACCCGCUAGACCCUGCAGCUAUCCGAAAGGCUUUGCGACAGGCCAUUAGAGACCUCAGCAUGGAAAAUAGCGGGAAUUGGUGCUAUGCCAACAGCGCCGUAUUAGCCUUUCUGUGGGCCACUCUGUCAAGGACCACAUUCCAAUUGACAGACUGGGGUGAAUUCUCGGAGCUGUUUCAAGACAUGUUAUCACAACCAAAGGAUACACCACUUGUGCUUGAACAAUUUCAAUGGUUUCAAAGUCUCAUUGCAUCCUGGUCAGAACGACAUGGCCAAGCAGACAGCACCGAGUUUUCCAACAUUCUUUUGAAAGGGGUCGCAUCAUCCAGCACCUCCAACCGCUGGGAACGCAGGGUAUUUCAGGAACAAAGAGUUGAAGUGCAUGACAUGGGAGAUCAAUUCAUGCCCAUCACCAUAUCAUUGGAUCCUGAACUCACUGACAAUGGCUCUAUCCGCCUUGUUGACUUGAUCAGGAACUGGCACAAUGAGCUUGGAAUGAGUGCAGGCCUCAUGGACACUGCUGACCCCAUUUGCAUCCAUGUUGACCGCUUCCUCAGGCUGCCUUCAGGCCAAGUGACCAAAUCAUCAACGCCAAUUGGAUUUCAUUGGGGGAUUCUUGUUCCUGUCUUCACACAUGGCCCCGACAGUACAGACUGCAGUUGGGAAGGUUUUCAGGUUGUUGCGGCCACCGCCCACCUUGGAUCUUCAGAUGCUGGCCACUACCAAUGCAUUCUCAAAACAGGACAUGAGGCACGUGCAAACCAGGAACCUGCACUUUGGCUUCACUGUGAUGACAACAGGACGCCACAACCCUGUUGGUACUUGCCCCCAGAGUUUGCUGCCGGCGUCACAUGUUUCUGGUUAUGCAAGUGUGAUUCAUUGGACUUACAUGACAUGCGUGAGGACAUAAGUCAUGAGGCAGGCGCGACACCGAGCACAGUUGCAUCCGACCACCAUGCCAUGCUCACCAUGCUCAACAGCUUGCCGACCUGA